Messenger RNA from Bufo bufo (common toad), 1117 nucleotides. It is a transcript of the gene RLBP1, whose product is annotated as retinaldehyde binding protein 1. NCBI's taxonomy places the organism in Eukaryota, Metazoa, Chordata, Amphibia, Anura, Bufonidae. The coding region runs from base 28 to 981 and encodes 317 amino acids. The record is from RefSeq and is a predicted model, not a curated record. Gene Ontology annotation, molecular function: phosphatidylinositol bisphosphate binding. Gene Ontology annotation, cellular component: membrane. The transcript has 7 exons.
UUCUUGCGUGGACAUAGAAGAAGCGAGAUGUCAGACAUUACAGGAACAUAUCGUAUUGUUUCAGAAGAGGAACAGUCCCUCCGUGCCAAGCUAGAGCGUCUGACAACCAAAGACCAUGGACCUGUGUUUGGCAAAUGUGAAAAGCUGCCAGAUCACACAGUGCAGAAGGCUAAAGAUGAAUUAAAUGAGACAGAUGAGACGCGAGAUUCAGCUGUAAAGGAACUUCGAGACAUAGUGCAGGAGAAAGCCAACGCUGGAGAUGACCUCUGCAAGACAGUUGCAGAGAAGGUGGUCGGGAUGGAUAAUAGCUUUUUUCUGCGUUUCAUUCGGGCCCGCAAAUUUGAAGUAAAUCGAGCCUAUGACCUUCUGAAAGGCUAUGUACAUUUCCGACAGCAAUACCCCGAGCUGUUUGAGAACCUGACAUCGGAGGCUGUGAGAAGCACCAUAGAGGCUGGUUACCCUGGAAUUUUAACCAGCAGAGAUAAGAAUGGCAGAGUGAUCCUACUUUUUAAUAUUGAGAACUGGGAUUACGAGGAGAUCACAUUUGAUGAGAUCCUCCGUGCAUACUGCAUUAUUCUGGAGAACCUUUUAGAAAAUGAGGAAACCCAGAUCAAUGGCUUCUGCAUUAUCGAGAAUUUCAAAGGAUUCACAAUGCAACAAGCAUCUGGUAUUAAACCUUACGAACUGAAAAAAAUGGUGGACAUGUUACAGGACUCUUUCCCAGCAAGAUUUAAGGCUGUUCACUUUAUAUACCAGCCAUGGUACUUUACCACCACUUACAAUGUUGUAAAGCCUUUUCUAAAGAGUAAACUACUUGAGAGGGUUUUUGUGCACGGGGAGGACCUUGAGAGUUUCUAUAAGGAAAUCGAUGCUGACAUCCUACCGAAUGACUUUGGAGGAAACUUGCCAAAAUAUGAUGGACGAAUAAUUGCCGAGAAGCUCUUUGGCCCAAGAAAUGAAUCCGAGGACACAGCUCUUUAGAGAAAAUUAUACAAUUCUAAUUAUAAGUCUAUAUUAAAAAGUUAGUACAAAUGCUGAAAAUCCAUUACAUCUCCUAGUUCUGUUAGCGAUAAUAAAUCUUGAAAUAAACACUGCAAAAGAUCACCGCACAUAUGGU